AUGAUUGAAGCUUUGUCGAUUCUGGGUAGAAGCUGCGUUUCUUUCUUCCGUAGUGUGACGUCUGCAUUUUUUUCUCUUUCUGGACCGGUCUGGCUGAAGGGGAAUGGCCGCGCUUUACACGGGGUUUUGCGGCGAAGGCCGAAGGACACAGAGUCCCGUUCACCGCAACCGCAGGUCUCUGUCGCGGCGUUUCCACCGUCCGCGGAGCCUCCCUUCUUCUCCUGGCCCUCUUCGGCUUCUGCACCGUCUUCCUUCGAGGAGUUAUUAACCGGUUCUCCCGUUGAUCACUUUCCACAAGAUCAUCCUUCGCUCUGGUCUGUUUCGAGGCAGCCGUCAGAACUGGCGCCGCUCCCGGCGCCCGCCUCUGUGUCCGCAGCUUCGGCGCCCUCGCCUUCGUGCCUACUGUGGUGCGCGACCCCGCCUGUUUCCUUUUCGCGGCCGGUUCUCCCUUUCCUCCAGCCGAACCUGCUUCAUGGCGUUUCCUUCCAACUUGGGCCUGAGUCUGCAGAGCGCCCAGUGUUGACAGAAGUGCUUCUGUCACCGGCGGACGUGUCUGGCGGCGUCGCGUGGCGUGUCAGAGUCGACGCAGGCGAUAUCUGGAGAGAGCCCGGGCUGCGCUGCCACGAUGCAGACUGGGCGAAGGAGGGAGUGGAGGGCGAAGAAGGAACUGCGUUCGAGGGCGACGAGGAGGGCGGGCGUGCAGCGGCCGAGGAGAGCAGAGAACGUGAAGCAGGAAAGGUAGCAGAGCAAAAGACACGAGAGGCUCAAGAAGAAGAGGGAAGGGAACCAGCAGGGCGGCCGAGAGGAGAUAGAGUACGCGGGUAUGAUGAAGAAAUCGCGCUGAGAGAAAGAGGUGUGAAAGGCAAAGAACGGCUGUGGAAAGGAGGCGCGACGGAGAGAGUGCAGAAGGGCGAGGGGACACGGACCCAGCAGCAAAGGGCUCGAGGGAAAGACACAGAGGAUGAACACGGGGGCUUGGAUAGAGAACGCAACCGAGACCGGGCGGAUGUCCUGCGGGGCUCUGUGAUAGUCUCAGAGGAUGAGGAUGAUCAGAGCGGUAUCAGCUUUGACAGCGAGCGCCGGGACGCGGCACGCGAUUUCCUCUCUCAGAUGGUAAACACUGGCGAAGCAACCGCCAAGUGGAGGGUGCCGCCGAGCCCUGGUGGUCGCUCUGCCUUGCCCCGAGAGCUCUCUGCCGGCGUCCCGAAAAGGGCACAUAAGCAAGACGAACUGAGUGCUGCCCCCUUUCCUGAACGCCCGGCCUACCUAGACAAGGGAUUUUCGUUUUUGGCAGCGAGCAGCAGUCCCGCAGACGAACGUCAUGAAGGCACGCGCAGUGAAGGAGGCAGGCUACGACUGCAGCGCCCCUCAAGGGAGAUGUCAGAGGUUGUUGUCUCCAUCUUUACGGUGGACGUGCGUGUUAGGCGAGAGGCUGUCCCGUUCCAGCGUGAGCCUUCGCCAUGGGAAGUGGGCGAAGCGCCGGCGGAUGGAAAUGAAGGGAGAAAGAAUGAUGUCCGGUUUGCUCCUGAGGGAAGAGGGCGAGCUCAGGAGGCAGAAAAUGUGAUCUCCCACAGCUGGAGGUUGCCAUUUACAUGUCGGCAUGUCCUGCAGAUGAAUCUGAGAGACAAGAAACAGAGGCACGAAGCGAGCGGACGCCGCUGUCGACGACGAGCAGACGUGCAGACGGCGAUACAGGGGAAGACGUUUCACCCUCGCCCUCCGGUGGAGUGCCGACCAAGGAAGAGGGGAAAGGAUUUGAAACGCCAAGCUCACGAGAAAGUGAGCGCCUCCUUUUGCGCUCUCCUCCAAACUCUCCGAGCCCUUUGUUCUUGUCGCAGGCGUCGGUCUCCUCACUCCCAGCAUCUUCGUUUGUGUCUCGCUCGGCUCCCUUCUCUGCGUGGCGCACCGCUUCCCGCGGCGCCACAAGGCCUCUCCUCGCGUACUGGAGCAUCUCCUUUGAUGAAAAAGGUGGCAACUGAGGGAAAGUUUGUGUACGAGGCGUCUCUGUUUCCUACAUGGAACUACCGCCCCGGGCUGCAUCUGGCGACGUGGAGUCUGGUAGAGCACAUGACAGUAGCCGCGGAACCAAGCGAUGACGAACCAAAUAGGGGCACACAACUGCAGCGCGUCCCGGUGCCUUCCCCAGUCGACGAGCGUCGUGACUACCGGGGUGAAGGCGAGGGAGGCCAUGCAGUGAGGAGAGCGGAAAUGCACAACAAGUCCCAAAUCCCUGACGGCGAAAGUGAAGGGAACGCUGCCGCGAGUAGCACUCAAGAGGGUGGCGACGCGUAUGACAGGAGAGACGGGAGACAAUUUACGGAGCGAGGGACCAAGACUGCUCAAGUCUCCGAAGGGAGUCACCCGAUUUACACUGGGCCGGGGCAUUCUGGAGAGCGUCAAAAAGGAGAGAAAAGUGGCGUCAACAACAACAGUAGAAUCCAAGUAGCGGUGGAGGUGCACAUCGUUGCAGACGAGGCUUGCGAGCAGACAUGCCACCGGGGACACUGCUGGCCUCUAACCUUCAUCGACGACUUCCGCGUUAGCUACUGCCGUUGCACUUUGGGGGUAGGUGGAGCGUCUUGCGACGUGGAGAUCCUGCCUCCGUGGUACGUCGCUGCCCUCACUGCCUGCCUCGUUCUCUCCAAUCUCGCCUUCGUCUUCAUCCUGCGCAGUUCGUGGCGGGACUUCUGCGCCUACGGGAGGAAUCUGGCGGGCGACGCGGCUGCAGUUGGCAGUGACUGCUUCACGGCACGCAGAGACGGCCCCCGCUGUGGUGGCAGGCUGGUCACCGGAGCGGAAUGGCACGAUGAUGGAGACUGUGCCGACGGCAACGAACACGAAGAAGAGCAACGAGGAGGACGUGCGCAAGUGACCCGUACAACGAAGUCGAGGACGCUGCAAGCGACCAAGUGGAGAGCAGGAGUCAGGUUGCUUGUGUUCGGGACAGCAAGUGCGUGGCAGAGUCUUUCCUCAGACUCGUUGUUCAGUCCUCUGUCCCUAGGCAAAUGUAAACUCCAGAUGGGGCUACCAGCGAUCGGUCUGCGUGGGCGGUUCGCCGCGAGUGGGACAGACUCUCAGCCGCAACCCCUUCAGAGAGGUAACAUCACUCACGUUAUCAGUCGAGCUCCUCCUCCUCGGCGGUAG
Molecule: messenger RNA, 3144 nt
Organism: Besnoitia besnoiti
Lineage: Eukaryota; Apicomplexa; Conoidasida; Eucoccidiorida; Sarcocystidae
Exons: 4
Coding region: 1-3144 (1047 amino acids)
Source: RefSeq, a predicted model, not a curated record